Uranotaenia lowii is the source of this 1295-nucleotide messenger RNA. RefSeq names its product PI-PLC X domain-containing protein 2-like. Gene Ontology annotation, molecular function: phosphoric diester hydrolase activity. Gene Ontology annotation, biological process: lipid metabolic process. Lineage: Eukaryota; Metazoa; Arthropoda; Insecta; Diptera; Culicidae. Bases 125 to 1294 code for a protein of 389 amino acids. The transcript is spliced from 2 exons. The record is from RefSeq and is a predicted model, not a curated record.
GUUCUUUAUUUUUGUGUUUUGUUUCUGGGUGGUUCAAUGUCAAAGAUAUGGAGACGGCGUUUAUGAACCCUCGAGAGCAGAUAUUCAAUUUACGGUCCCUGCUCAAGACCCAAAAUGGUUAACAAUGAGUUGGAUUAACUUCCGAAGCCCUGCCGUCUAUAUAAUCUUAGCCACACAUCCCUCAAUCCGAAAAUUCAGGAAAACUGAUUCUUGGCUAUUCGGAACAAGGUGGUUCUACGAUGCGGGGAAGUCUGAACAACAGGCUAUAUUUGUGAUUCAACCAUCAAGGGCAUCUGGAUCCGUUAGAACUGUGUCCUACGAUACAAGAACAAUGAACAGUGCUAGUGUAAAGACAGGAUGUUACGGAUACUACGCCUACAAGGUUGAUGCAGCUGGAGUCGUCCAAGCUAGUUUCUGCACCAAGUUGUUUCCCACCUGGAUGUACGACCUUAGGACUCAUACGAGCAAAUUUCGGAUCCGGGACCUUUUUAUUCCGGGAACUCACGAUUCCGCAUCUUAUAAUGAUGGUUCCGUAAAUCCGAAUACUUUCGUUAAUCGCUACGCUCUGACUCAGGACGACAGCAUUUGGCAGCAGCUCUUGAGAGGCGUUCGAUAUCUGGAUCUCCGGGUUGGGUACGAAAAAUCGAUGAACCCACAGUUUUGGACAGCUCACGGAGUUGUGAGGUGGCGCCCCUUAGUCAAUGAUCUUGAGCAAAUUAGGAAAUUCGCCAAGGAAACGCGGGAAAUAAUAAUUCUCGAUUUGCACCAGUUCGAGUAUGGAUUAGAUAACAGUGCUAUACACGAUCAAUUGAUUGAAGUAUUCCAUAAAACACUGAGUGACGUUCUGGUUAGUCCAUCGAUUGGAUGGAAUGGAAAGUUGCAGGACAUCUGGGCUUCCGGAAGAAAUGUUAUUUUAACUUACAACUACAUUGAAGUGGUUAAAAAGUACCCCACCUUUGUUUGGCCACCCGUUGAACAAAAAUGGCCAAAUGUCAGGGAUAUUACUCGUCUGCACAGUUACCUUACGGAUAUUCACAGACAGUUGGCUGCCAAUAGAACUUCACCUCAACCAAUAGCGGAUAUGGCCGAGUUCACGCCAACCGUAUUGGGAACCCUAACUGGAAUGGAUCCGGACUUAAGGAAGAUGGCUGAUGAGGUUAACCCUCGUAUUAGUGAGUGGUAUUUUGGCGAGUUUUGUUCGACGGCAAAUGUCGUGGCAGUGGAUUUUCUGCAAGGUACGAGUAUAGUCGAUGCUGCUAUUCACUGCAAUUUGAAGCGAGUCCCUCGAAAGUAAU